Mercurialis annua (annual mercury) is the source of this 2188-nucleotide messenger RNA. Its product is annotated as protein DETOXIFICATION 46, chloroplastic-like. Bases 124 to 1779 code for a protein of 551 amino acids. The record is from RefSeq and is a predicted model, not a curated record. Gene Ontology annotation, biological process: transmembrane transport. Gene Ontology annotation, cellular component: membrane. Gene Ontology annotation, molecular function: antiporter activity; xenobiotic transmembrane transporter activity. Lineage: Eukaryota; Viridiplantae; Streptophyta; Magnoliopsida; Malpighiales; Euphorbiaceae. The transcript is spliced from 14 exons.
AGGAACCAUAUUGACCCUUUAUACUGCUUUGCUUUUUCCUUCAUGUCAACAAAUUUUUCUUUGUCCUAACAUCAAACUACCCAACUCCAUUUUUUUUCUCAGUUCAAAUUCUUACUCUAAACAAUGCAAAUCCACUCAUUUCUUCGUCCUUCUCACACUCCUCUCCACACCCAAAUUCCAAGAUCAACCCUUUCUCAAUCUUCACCUCAUUUCAAGACACAUUCAUUAUCUCUACCUCAGUCAAAUUACCAUAGUUCUACAAGAAGUAAGCUUGUUACUCAUUGCAUAAGUCCAAGUCAAGAGCUUUUCACUGACAUUGUAAGUGAAAAUGAGAAUAUUACUGCUUCAGAUUCAGUCUUGAAUGAAAAUGAAAAAGAAGAAGAUGAAAUGGGAGUGGAGGGAAGCAGACAAGGAAUGGAAAGUCAGAGUAUAUGGCAGCAAAUUAAAGAGAUUGUGAUGUUUACUGCACCAGCUACUGGGCUGUGGAUUUGUGGGCCGUUGAUGAGUUUGAUUGAUACUGCUGUUAUUGGUCAAGGAAGCUCCCUUGAGCUUGCUGCUUUGGGUCCUGGUACAGUUUUGUCUGAUAGUAUGAGUUAUGUGUUCAUGUUCCUUUCGAUUUCUACUUCGAAUAUGGUUGCCACUUCCCUUGCCAAACAGGAUACAAAUGAAGUGCAGCAUAACCUAUCUGUUCUGCUCUUUAUUGCGUUGACUUGCGGCUUCCUAAUGAUUCUGUUCACCAAGUUUUGUGGCGCAUCGGUAUUAACUGCUUUUACAGGUUCAAGUAAUUUACACCUUGUCCCUGUGGCAAACACAUAUGUUCAGAUUCGAGGUUUAGCCUGGCCUGCAAUUCUAAUUGGAUGGGUUGCUCAAAGUGCAAGCCUCGGCAUGAAAGAUUCAUGGGGACCCUUGAAGGCAUUGACAGUUGCCAGUGCAGUAAAUGGCAUUGGUGAUAUAGUCCUUUGCAGGUUUCUAAACUAUGGUAUUGCUGGUGCAGCAUGGGCAACGAUGGUUUCACAAGUUAUUGCAGCUUAUAUGAUGAUUAACUCGCUGAACAAGAAAGGAUAUAAUGCUUAUGCCAUCUCUGUUCCAUCACCCAACGAUCUAGUGACAAUAUUUGGGAUUGCUGCUCCAGUAUUUGUGAUGAUGAUUUCAAAGGUGGCUUUCUACUCACUUCUUGUAUAUUUUGCUACAUCCAUGGGCACACUUAGCUUGGCUGCUCAUCAGGUUAUGAUUCAAGCAUUCAUGACCUGUACAGUUUGGGGUGAACCACUUUCUCAAACUGCACAGUCAUUCAUGCCCGAGUUAAUGUAUGGAACCAAUCGGAGUUUGGAAAAGGCUCGAAGGCUGCUGAAAUCACUGGUGAUCAUUGGAAGCAUACUAGGAUUGCUUUUAGGAAUUUUCGGAACUUCUGUUCCUUGGUUGUUCCCGACUAUCUUCACUCCUGAUCUGAAGAUUAUCCAAGAGAUGCACAAAGUACUGAUACCAUUCUUUAUGUCACUAGCUGUGACACCCUGCAUUCUCUGCUUUGAAGGAACUUUGCUGGCCGGCCGGGAUCUCAAAUUUCUUAGCAUGGCAAUGAGUGGAUGUUUUUCUGUGGGUGCUCUAGUGCUCUUGCUUGUGAAUAGCAGAGGAUAUGGAUUGGUAGGAUGCUGGUGUACACUCCUAGGUUUCCAAUGGGCUCGGUUUUUCAUUACUCUUCAACGCCUUCUUUCCCCGAGUGGCAUACUUUUCUCUGAAGAUUUAGGUCAGCAUGAAUUGCAGAAGCUAAAAGCCACAUAGUUGUCCAUAAGAAUAAUGGAUAAAAUCAUAUUCAAGAAUUAUUUAAAAAGUUCAAGCCUCGGUCACCGAUGAAGGUCAAGCAUCACAAUUGUUGCACGGAAACAAAAACUCCAAAGCAAAAAACACCAAAUCUGGAUAUCACAAAAAACUGGAGAAGUUUUCCUACAAUAUAGUUCUUCAAUGAUUAAAUGAGGCUAAAGUUGAUUUACCGGAAAGGCUGAAGCUGCAAAUAGUGCAUACUAGAACUUGAAAAGCUUUCCCAUAUUAAUUCAGGGAAAUAUGUCAUUAAACUUAAAUGUUGUUUAUGAAACUCUCGCUGUAAUACAAAACUUGAUUCGCCAUAAAAACAUAAGACAAAUGUAUUAAAAUGUCAAACAUACAAGCAACAUUCUUUGAAUUCCCAUGUAAA